AUGGAAAUCAAGAAAAAACCAGCAAUAGAAUUGCCAACUGUUGAAACUUUGAGUGUGUUAGAUUAGAAUGAACCUUAGAAUGGUAUUGAAGUAAUUUGUAGAAUUCGUCCUAAAUUUGUGGGUGAAAAUUAUGUAAAUUAUAUUAUUACAGACAAAAAACUCGAUAUUUAUGAAACCAACAAUGAAAAUGAAAUUUCCAACUAAAAAACAUUUGCUUUCUCUUAAAUUUACGAUUAGAAUUCCACAUAAAGAAAUUUACAUCAAGAAUAUGUUAUUCCAAUGAUUAAGGAUAUUUUUGAAAAAUGUACAAAUAAUACACAUACUUUAUAGAAAAGGGAGGACUGGUUUUUACGUAAAACAUACACUAUAAUCGGUACUUAAGAAGCACCAGGAAUUUUACCGCUCACAUUAUAAACUCUAGAUAGAAUUAAAACAGCAUUUCUACUAAAUAAAACCACUAUUGAAAUCGAUGGACAAGUCAUAAAAAUUGGAGAAUCUCCUUAUGAUGACUAUGUCUUGAAAGAAGUCAAUUACACAUUUUAAUCAUUUGAAAUCUACAAUGAAGAAAUAUAUGAUCUAUUAGCUAGCAAUAAAAGCAAGUUAUAGAUAAAAGAAAUCUACGAUAAGAAAUGCUAUGUGAAGGAUGCAGUCGAAAAGGAAAUAAAUAAUAACCAAUAAUUCAAAGAUUUGCUUCAAAAAGCCUUAACAAAUAGAUAAAUGGGGGAAACCACAUUAAAUAAUCAAUCAAGUCGAUCACACACAAUCUUUAAAAUACAAGUCUCAUUUCUGUAUUAAUAAGAACAAUUUACAAUUUUAAAGAAACAAACUAUAUGUAUUGUUGAUCUAGCUGGAUCAGAAAGAGCAAAAAGAGCUGAAACACAAGGAUCUCAACUUACAGAAGCAUGCAAUAUAAAUAAAUCAUUGUUAGUUCUUGGAAAAUGUCUUAAAUAAAUGAGAUGCCAAAAUGAGUCUGAUUAAAAUAGUCGUAUACCAUUCAGAGAAUGUAAAUUAACUAGAUUGUUGUGUGAAUACUUUACAGAAGAAAACAGAAUCUUGAUGAUCGUAAAUGUUAGAUUGACUAGUGAUGACAUUGAAGAAACGCUUAAGGUAUUACAUUAUGGAGCUUUAAGUGUUAAUGUAAAUUUACUUAAAUCAAAAAUCUAUGAUUCAACCAUCUCUUACAAUUAAAGGCUUUAAAUUAAUUAGUCAUAGCAAGUAGCAAAUGAUUCAAAAUCAAAGAAGAUACCCAAGAGAAAUGCUAAGGACAUAAUUAGAAGAGCAAAGAUGUUGGUUUAAAACACAACCUAACACAUGCUUUUUUAAUAAACUAUACAAGAUUCUUUUGUCAAAGAUUUAAUUUCAACUGUUAAACAAUAACAAGCAAAAUUAAAAUAAUUUAGUGGAUUAAAUGAUGAAUUAUUUUAUCCUCCAAUUUUCGAGAGUGAUUCAAGACUAUAAAAAUCUCUAGAUAAAAUAUAGUCUGAUAAAUCACGUUAACCAUCUCUAGACAUUUUAGAAAACAAAGGAGUCCAUCAACCACCUCCUGUCAGUAAUUUCUUAGAAGAAGUACCAUAACGAAAAUCUUAUAGAUAUGAAGAAUAAUCAAACUAAAACUAAGAUGCUAUAAUUGAUGAACGACCAUUAGUAGAGUCAUAGAGGUUAUCAUAAAUAUAAGAAGAAAAAUAAGAUAUUCAUUCUAUUAUUGAAUAACAUUUUAAUUGUUAUGAAGAACAAGAGGACUUAAUGAAUGGAUUAAGGUAGCUGGAUUUAGAAUAAAUUGAUGAAUAAACUGAUGAAAGCAAAUAGUAGUCUAAAUGUCACCUUGUUUAGUUAAACUCAAAUCAAGAAAACGAUAUGAAUAUUUCUAACCAAUGUUCAUUUAAAGUAGAUUUAAAGUAGUACUCCAAUAAAAAGUAGGACCAAAAUCAUUUCGAUUAAGCAACUAACACAACUCCUUAUGAUGAAAUGAAAAUGAAGCUUUUUGGCUAGCUGUUUGAUUAAGAAUUAUAAAAACAUUAAGAGGAGAAGGAUAAAUUUAAAUAGGAGGUCAUGAAAAAGUUAUUUAAUGACGAUGACUUACAAAAUUUAAUUGAUAAAGAAAAUCAAGAAGAACUAAUCAAUUUAGAAGAUUCUGCUAAAAAAUAAUAACAGAGAAAUAUUGAAAAAUUAAUAUCAAGCAACCAUAAGAGUGAUUUAAAGGUUAUUAAUGAAUCUGAUUAAGAACAUGAUUCCUCAGGAGACAAAAAACAUCACUAAACCAAAAAUCAUCCUAAAAAGAAAAAAUAAACAAAGAAAAAAGGAAAAUCUAAAAAAAGAUGA
Messenger RNA from Paramecium tetraurelia, 2319 nucleotides. RefSeq lists its product as uncharacterized. The record is from RefSeq and is a predicted model, not a curated record. Gene Ontology annotation, molecular function: microtubule motor activity; microtubule binding; ATP binding. Lineage: Eukaryota; Ciliophora; Oligohymenophorea; Peniculida; Parameciidae. Gene Ontology annotation, cellular component: kinesin complex; microtubule; nucleus. The transcript is spliced from 4 exons. Gene Ontology annotation, biological process: microtubule-based movement.